AUUUGUCUCUUGUAGCUGUCAGAGGCGCUGAAACUCGAGUUUUUGCUAUAUUUAACAAUAAAAAUAAAAUUAUAAAAAAUCUUCGAGGUUGCAAGUUUCCCCUGAUAAAUAUUUGUUUACAUUUAAACCGGUAAAAUAUCAAACUGGACUAAAAAUGAGCUGGGUCUUGAAAUUAAGAUUACUAAAACCACAUAGUAUUUUUAGUUUAAACAACAUAACUACAGAUUUAUCAGUGAAGUAUUAUGCAAGAUAUAUCAUCAAUAAUAAAUACAGUACUUACAGGAAUAACAGGAGUAUUUUUUGUAAAUUUAAUGACUCAAUAAUCGGAGCAAGUAUGUAUGUAAAUAAUGUAAACAAAAGGUUAUUUUUCGUGUCUCGUGUUCUGGACAAGGGCAAAGAAAAAGGUGACAAGAAGAAAAAAGUCGAAAAAGCUCAGCACAUUGAUUUAUUAGAAGCGCGACAGGUGAUGGAUGUUGACAAGUACACAUCGCAGCUGGAUUACGCGCUCGAGGAAUUAAAGAAUAGUUAUAUCAAGCACUUGACUCUAAGAUCUUCUGUUGGAGCUAUCGAACAAGUUACUGUUCACUUCGAAGGCGAGGAUUACAUGCUGCAAGACCUUACGCAGAUUGUUCAUAAGCCUAAGACAGUUGUUGUCAAUGUCACCUCUUUUCCUCAGGCUAUUCCUCAGAUUCUGGACGCUCUUAGUAAAAGCGGAUUGAAUUUAAAUCCUCAGCAGGAUGGCACGACUUUAUUUAUACCGAUUCCAAAAGUUACCAAAGAAUAUCGAGAGGGUAUGGCAAAAAACGCAAAAGCGCUAUUCGUAAAAUGCCGGGACAAUAUCAAAGAUGUAAGAAACCGAGAAUUUAAGAACCUCAAAAAAGUUCCCUCGAUUAACGAAGACCAAAUGAGAAGGGUUCAAAGUCAACUAGAGGCGCUCUGUGAUAAAUAUAUCAAGCAAGCAGAAGGUAUUCUUGAUACAAAACAAAAAGAACUUUUGAAAACUUCAGAUUAAGUAUUAGAUUUUUAAAAAUAUUUCUUGUUGACCUUCCUGUAAAAUAAAUUUUUUGUUUUUUAAAUAUCUAAUCUGUCUAAUGUUUUUAUUUAGAAUUCACAUUUUCAAGAAUGGUAUUUUAAUAAAAAUUUUUCUAUCAAAUAAUUAUGUCUCAUGAAAAUAAUUAUUUAAAAUAAUAAGUAAACAAAGGAUUAAAUUUUCAUAUAAUAUUUAUCAUUUAUUUUCAUAAAUUUAUAAAUUAUUUACAAUAAUUACUCUUAUUAAAAAUGUACUUACGAUGAAAAAAAUAGUCCCAUCGAUUUUUUUUUAUUAAAAAUAUAAAAACUAUCUUAAAAUCGUAUUUUUAUAAAUCAAUUUGUUUUAUACAACGUAUCUAAAAAAUCUUAUUACGAUAAUUCGUAACAAUGAAUAGGAUAAUGUACACUUACUUAUGUAAAUAAAAAAUCUUAGUAUGGCUAAAUUGAUA
Molecule: messenger RNA, 1478 nt
Organism: Cotesia glomerata
Lineage: Eukaryota; Metazoa; Arthropoda; Insecta; Hymenoptera; Braconidae
Gene: mRRF1
Product: ribosome-recycling factor
Exons: 3
Coding region: 155-1012 (285 amino acids)
Biological process (GO): translation
Cellular component (GO): mitochondrion
Molecular function (GO): ribosomal large subunit binding
Source: RefSeq, a predicted model, not a curated record